GUUUCUCACGUGACGUCACCACGCAGUAGUGCUUCUGUAUGUCAUGAGUCUGAAAGAGAAUGGAGGAGUAAGAAGUCAACCCGCACGGAUCUUUUCCUUCACGCUUCUCGACAAGAAUUAUAGCUCAGUCCAGGUUUGUUGUCCUCGAUGAUGCCUCAUGGAGACGCCUGCUGUGCAGCGUCUGGGGAUAAGGCCAAGAGCGAACGGCGUGAACCUCUCAUCCUGGAAAGGGUCCCGGAAGACAUGGGAGAAAGCUGUCCAUCAGCGUUGCUGCGUCGCCUUAAAAAACACUGCUCGUGCUCACCGCAAAAGAUCAAGUCCAAGAUCCUGGGUUUCGUCCCUAUCUUAAAAUGGCUGCCGCGCUACCAGCUGAGAGACUGGCUCCUCGGAGAUGCCAUGUCAGGACUCAUCGUGGGAAUACUAUUGGUACCUCAGUCCAUCGCGUAUUCCCUAUUAGCGGGCCAGGAUCCCAUUUACGGGCUCUACACCUCAUUCUUUGCCUCCAUCAUCUACACCCUGCUGGGCACCUCAAGACAUAUCUCUGUGGGCAUUUUCGGGGUGCUCUGCCUGCUGGUGGGUCAGGUCGUGGAAAGGGAGUUGGCCUUGGCUGGGUAUCUCACAGAGGGCAUAGGCAGCAACAGAAGUGUCGCACAGAUGGACGGCAACAAUAGCGUGGCGGAGACGUGUGACAGAAGCUGCUACGCUAUCACCGUCGGGGCAACGGUUACCUUCACUGCAGGGGUGUACCAAGUGCUGAUGGGUAUCUUCCAGGUGGGAUUCGUGUCCGUCUACCUGUCGGACUCGCUGCUCAGUGGUUUCGCCACAGGGGCUUCGCUCACCAUUCUCACCUCGCAAGUCAAGUAUCUGCUAGGGUUAAAGAUCCGCCGGCCACAGGGAUGGUUCACGCUCUUCAAGACUUGGUAUAGCCUGCUGGCCAACCUGGGGCACACCAACAUCUGUGAUCUGAUUACUAGCCUGGUAUGCUUGUUGCUGUUGCUGCCCGCCAAGGAGCUCAAUGGCCGCUUCAAAGCCGAGUUGAAGGCUCCAAUUCCCUUCGAGCUCUUUGUGGUCAUCAUCGCGACACUGGCGUCUCACUUCGGUCGCUUCAAUGCCAACUACGCCUCGGAUGUCGCCGGCGAGAUCCCGACAGGAUUCCUGCCACCGCAGUUGCCAGAUUGGUCGCUCAUUCCCAGUGUGGCGGUGGACGCCUUCUCCAUCGCUUUGGUGGGAUUCGCCAUAACCGUGUCCCUGUCGGAGAUGUUCGCCAAGAAGCACGGUUACCGAGUGGACGCCAACCAAGAGAUGUAUGCCAUCGGUUUCUGCAACAUCCUGCCGUCCUUCUUUCGGUGUUUCACCACAAGCGCCGCCCUGACCAAGACGCUGGUCAAGGAGUCGACGGGUUGCCAGACACAGGUUUCGGGCCUGGUUAGUGCCGUGGUGCUGCUACUGGUGCUGCUAGUGAUUGCGCCACUGUUCUAUUCUCUCCAGAAGUGCGUGCUGGCCGUCAUCAUUGUGGUCAACCUUCGCGGUGCCCUGCGCAAGUUUGCCGAGGUUCCCCGGAUGUGGCGCGCCAACCGCGUGGACGCAGCCAUCUGGUUAAUCACCAUGGCCACUUCGGCACUGGUCAACACGGAGCUAGGCCUCCUGGUAGGCGUCCUUGUGUCCGCCUUCUGCGUACUUGGCCGGACGCAGUGGGCUCAAGCGCUCAAGCUGGGUCGAACGGUUGACAGGGAUCACUACGAUGUGCUGUCGGCUUACCGCGGCCUUCGGUCACACCCGGGCGUGGCCGUCUUCAGGUACCCGGCGCCCAUCUACUAUGCCAACCAGAGUCUUUUUAAGAAGUCUUUGUAUCAGCAUGUGGGUCUCGACCCGGUGCGGGAGAAAAUGCGGCGGGUCAAGUUUGAGAAGAAGCUAAAACAGCGGAAGGCCGCGCAGGAAUCAGCUACCAAAGAGGACGGCGAGAGUACCACUGGCAUCACACUUAUCCCGGACCAUGAACCUUUACACAGUUUAGUACUGGACUGUAGCGCCGUCUUGUUUCUGGACAGCGCUGGUGUUAACGCCCUGAUAGAAGUGCGCAAAGAUUACCGUGAGCUGGGGGUGGCGCUGGUCCUGGCUCAGUGCAACACAACCGUCCUGGAUGCUCUCCGACGAGGUGGGUAUCUCCCGGAAAAAGAGGGAGAAGAUGAUGGCUUGACCUUCUUCACCAUCACAGAUGCCGUCCAUCACGUUCAGCACGCGUUGGCGCAAAAUGGGGAUUACAGCACCAAAAAUUGAGAUUUACUGACCCGGUAUGUUUACAAAAAAGCAGUUGUGCCUUAGUUAUGAUGACGUUAGUUACUGAUUUCGCCUUCUGGGGCUGGAUUUACACUGAUAGUCCAUGACUGUAAUGCAGUCGUUUUCUUAUAAGUAAAUUAGUCAUGGUAUCUGACACCUUGCAAAGAAACACAACUUGACUAGAAAUAAUCUGAUUCUGUUACCUACUUCAAGGGUGUCAAACGUGCCCCACCAAGGGAUCCAAUUCGGCCUGCAGUGUUUUUCUGCCUGACAGGCAUGUUGUAGCUCAUUCAUACUGUACAUAUAAGGCACUUUAGGACUGUAGGAACCUGAGUACCUAAUUUCUAUAACUAUAGGCUUCUCCAGUAGUUACAAGAACUACAGUCAUGUGAAAAAAAUUAGGACACCCCAUAAAUAUUCAGUUCUUCAUUGAGAAAUGUACACAUAAUAUCAAUGUCUGAUCUUGUUUUUCUUAAUCUCUGGAAAAGAAAGUGAUUUAAUGGCAGUUAAACAACAAAAAUUAACAUUGUUUUACUCAUUAAACCAAAGUUAUCAACAAAAAUGCAUAUUCCAACUGAGGAAAAAGUUAGGACACCCAACCACUUAAUCGCUAGUGUUACCCCUUUGGCUGAAAUAACUUCAGUGAGACGCUUUUUGUAGUCAUCUACCAGUCUUUGACAUCGGUCUGAAGAAAGUUUGCCCUACUCCUUAAAGGGUAUGACAACACCUGGGGAAAUGCUAAUAUUCCAUCAUUUAUCCAUCAACGCAUGCCUUUUGAAUUCAUAUCAUGCCACUUUGUGUAUUUACACACAUCGCAACACCAAGAAAAUGAUAGAAAUUAGGUCGAUUGUCAAGCUAAAAGGACCCGCCCCCGAGAUGCCGGAAAUCUAGCAUAUUGUGUGCGUGACGUCACUUUCGGGAAACAGCCGGCUCAGUGCUUAGUACUGAAUGGCGGCGAUGAUGGCGGACAAUUUUGUUUCUAUUUGCAGCGACGAAUCCAACGAAAUGAACAUUCUUCUAAUGGUGACGAGGAGAGUUAUGAACCUUUCUUUGGUGUUUUGGGUUAUCAGUUUGAGCCCAAACGAAAGCCAAUGCAGCCUAAUGAAAGGAUCAUUGAGGGGAGCAAUCACACUGAUGAAACCCCGACAACAGUUCGUGUGGGAAACACCAAAUGGUAUGUUUUGCAUUUCUUUUUGUGAAGCUGAUACACCGUGACCGCAAAAUAAAGUAAUGUAUAGAAUAAUUGUCAUUUAAUAUGCUAUCAUCGGUUUCGCUCUGCCAACCGACACAAAUAUGAAUGGGAUUAGAGCAGGGGGUCCCCAACCUUUUUUGCACCAUGGACCGGUGUGAUUUGGGUCUUUUGUUCACGGACCGGUGUCCCACUUUUAUAUUCAGUUGGACUCUCAAUGUUAUCCAAUGGUGCUAAAAAACUAUUUACAUCACAAACAUACAUGUGCAACACGGAAGUGGCGUAAAUUAACGCUUAACGACACGGCGAAGUCGUUAAGUGAGAGGGCUACGUGCAGUUGUUGUGUGCGCCAAACAUGGCAAACGUAAGUUAAUAUUCCUUUCUUUAAAGAAAAUUUUUUAGUGUGUCGUUAGGAAUCGCUGCAUUUGCGGUCCUUUUAAACGUUACGCGCAUGUCAACUUUGUCAGAAGACCGGCAAUGUGCGGCAGAAAAAUACAGCAAAUAUAAAAUAGCAUUUGUUUUUAGCCCCGUCGUGUUAAGUGCAGGGAAAAAAUACAACUCACCCGCUGAAUCAGUGGGAGGGCUGAGUUUGUUUCGUUGAGACGAUGGGAGAGUGAGAGAAGCUAGCAUCACAAAUACACGAUUUUGGAAAUUGUAGCAGUUUUCAGCACGCUCCUAGCGAUGUCGGGAUAUUCCGAAAUGACUUUAAUCCAGAACUUCGGUAGAGUUGUUGUCUCAAAUGUAUGUUUAAGUCGCCGUGAUUUGCGAUCUCUACAAGUUGAUAUUCCUGUUCCACAGACAUGCUCGAAUCACUCGAUUUGUUCACAUACGUGUCACAAAUUCACUCCUUCGCAGUUCGUGGGUCUUUAGUGAUUGGGAAGUAGCAUAAAUUUUGUUUUCUUUGAGGUUGUAGGCAUAUCUUCUGGCUCGUCAGGUUCCCGUUUCCCUGUAAAAUUGCAAAAUUAGCCCUCUUAGCACUGACGAACUUUACUCAUUGUCUGCGUAGUCCAGCUCUUUUUCUCGCGUUCGGGAACUCAUGGGUACUACAUUGCGACAAAUGGCUAUUUGUAAACCACAUAGCAUGACAGGUUUGAACCAUUUUAGCGAUUUUUUGAUAAAACACGAACGCAACUCUCUCGUCGAUAAACAACGAUGGCACCCGCCUCGACCUUUUGUUUCCUUGUUAUGACGUCUCCGCCCCAUUCGGCUGUUUCCGGAACACUUUCGGAAAUGUUCGUCAUUUUGGAUCUAUUUUCGAUAAUUGCUCAUUAAUGUGAUUGAUUUUUUUGUUAACUUUAUCAAUAUUGUUAUCUUGCCACAUAACAGUUCUAUUGAUGUCUCACACCCCCUUUGCGUUUUCAUACCCUUUAACACAGAAUACGUUCAACAGUGACUGACUGUUGAAGUGAGUGAAAACGCCAUGGUGAGAUCAAAGGAGCUGUCUGAGACCAUGAGAAAGAAGAUUGUAGACUCUUAUGAGUCUAGUAAGGGAUUUCAAAAGAAUAUAAAAUCAGCCAUUCCACUGUCUGGAAUAUAGUCUACAAUGGUGUACCACACGCAGGCUAUUUUUAGACCGUGACGUCGCAUCGUAAAGCCGAAGUGGGACAUUAUAGACCCGCCCUCGCAUUGACACAACGUAAUUAGUGCUACUUUUCUCUGGUAAUCUUUCAAAACCGAACAUGCCGAUCACGCAUUGCUUUUUUGGAACUUGUAGAAAUGACUCUAGACAUUACGACACAUGAAGGACGUUUUCUUCAUACGUUUCCGGAAACCAAAAACUCGAGAGGAAAAAAUUCGAAGACUGAAUCAACUUGCGCAGACUUUAACACCAGCUCGGCGAAUCCAUUCAUGUUUCAUAUGCAGUAAACAUUAUGUUGGGUUGGCAUGGUCUUUCAGAGGACAAAGUGGUAAGCCAUUUUUAUAUUUUUAACUUAUUUUUUUGCGUAACGUUGUGCCGUACUGCUUCUGUCUGACAAUGAAUGACCUGAAAAGAAUUACAAUGGUAUCUGACUGCCACUGUUACUGUUUUUGUUAUAUAUAUAUAAAAAAAACAACUUUAGUAAGGGGGAAGUGUAAAUAAAUUAUAGGAUUAAGAUGUGUUAUCAAUGAAAAAAUGAAGUGUUCGUUGGCUGUCACUGAGUAGCAUUUGCGAUCGCUACACAAAGCUAACUAAAUUACCCUCAAGAACGGUAAGAGACGUAGGACAACCAGAGGAUAUAUAAGAAAGACAUUGCUGAUGGUAAAGGAUAGCUUGUUGAAACAGUAGAAUGUCGUUGUGAGUCGCGUCGAUAAACAAAGCUAAAGCUAUGCUUAGGUCGGCUGGUUUGGUCUUUUUCAGCCUUCGACACUAAAGCCAUCUCUUUAACUGAACAUUUUUAUGUUCUUCCACAUCUUUGCCAGUCAAUUUGGCACCAGGCACAUCAUUUUCGGAGAGAAUUGGUAGGUUUAGCUCUAUAAACAUCUCCUUCGUACACGAUUUCCAUUCAUUUCCUAUUAGGGACAAACGGUGGCUUGUCCCUACUUAGUAACAGUAGCUAAUGUCAUGAAUAUUAAUGAGCGGAAGUGACGUGUUGCUUGCGGUACGCCAUUGGAGGACACUCAGAACAACUACCAACAUGGCCAAGUCUGGCUGUCUAAGCAAGUAUACCCUGAGAGCAGGCCGCAAGACGCUAAAAGAAUGGGUUUAGUGGGUUGCAAGACCAGCCUAACGCAGGGGAGAUACACCUGGCACAACAAUCAAGUGUUGAAGUACCUGGCUGCCGAACUUGAGAGCAGGAGGGUAACCACGAAUACCAUGCCUCUAAACCCCAACCUACCUUCCCGUGAAAAACAUCUCUCAUUCGGGAAGGGGAGAAAAGAAGGACCAAGACAUCUGCUCUGGAUCCAGGCCCACUGGAUGUAGCCCGGGAUUGGGAAAUGCCAGUGGACCUCCGGCAGAGGCUCACCUUCCCAUCUUAAAUUGCAGCGACCAACCUGCGCCCUGACAUAGUCCUCUGGUCCUAGCCUUGCUGGCAUGUCUUCAUCGUUGAACUGACCGUCCCAUGGGAAGAUGCCAUCGAUGAAGCAUUUGAACGGAAGAGAUUGCGAUAUGCCGAUCUAGAAGAUGAGGCAGAAAGGAGGGGCUUGAAUGUGAAGGUGUGUCCAGUGGAGGUCUGUUGUAGAGGCUUUGUAGCCAGGUCCACCACAAAGCUUCUGAAGGAAGUAGGGAUCAGAGCUCAGGCCCAACGGAAGGCAAUUAAAGAACUUGCCACUACAGCAGAACGGAGCAGUCACUGGUUGUGGCUGAAACGUAAAGAUGCAACAUGGGCUGCCAAAUGACUGUGGUGCCACCGAAAACCACACACCUGGGUCUGAUUAUUCUGUGGUGGGCCAUCCUCAGCAGAGGAUGUCUUGUUGUAAAUGGCCGAAACACCCUAUGAUGUCUGAGGCAAGCAACUGAUGAUGUGGUGUGCUGGUUGAUCAUUGACAAAUUCCACCCCACCAAAGAUGACAUCUCUAACGUUCAAUUGAUGCGCUGAAUAAUGGGGAUCUCUAACAGCUAGUCCUACUAAGAAGUCUCUCCAAACCCCCUAAGAUUUAAUCACGGGACCUACAGUAGGCUCUUGCUACUGUUGAUGUGAAGGUGGAUGCCUCUACAAUGGGGUGGCUCAGUGGUAGAGUAGUUGUCCCCCAACCCAGAGGUUGUGGGUUCAAUUCUCCACCCUGAUGAACUCGUCUAAGUGACAAGACACUGAACCCCACGUUGCUCCUGGUGCUGCGUCACCAGUAGGUGGAUGGUGAGAUAGUGUAAAGCGCUUUGAGCGCCUUGAAAGGUGGAAAAGCGCUAUAUAAGUACAACAUUUACCAUUUACAAUCAUAAAGACACUUCACAAGUUAAACCUUCAUGGGAGUUGUGCAAGGAGGAAACCUUUCCUCUCCAAGAAGAACAUGAAGGCCAGACUGAAGUUUGCCAGAGUGAAUCUAGACAAAGACCAGGACUUGUGGAAUAAUGUUCUUUGGACGGAUGAAUCUAAAUUGAAUUAUUUGGACACCACAACAGAGGACAUAUUUGGCGUGAACCCAAUACAGCAUUCCAGGAAAAGAACCUCAUACCAACUGUAAAGCUGGGAGGGGGAAGUGUCUUGGUUUGGGGAUGCUUUGCUACGCCAGGACCUGGCCAGCUCACCAUCAUAGAAGCCACUAUGAAUUCUAUCAUGUAUCAGAGAGUGCUAGAGGAACAUGUGAGAUCAUUUGUGAAAAAACUGGACCCUGCAACAUGACAAUGAAACCAAAACAUACAAAAGGAAGAAGAGUCCUGGAAUGGCCUAGUCAAAGCCCAGAUAAUCCCAUUGAGGUGCUGUGGUUGACUUGAAACUGGCUGUACAUGCAAGAAAACCCUCAAACAUCUCACAGCUUAUGGGUAUUCUGCAAACUUUCUUCAGACUGAUGUCAAAGACUAGUAG
Corythoichthys intestinalis (scribbled pipefish) is the source of this 7908-nucleotide messenger RNA. It is a transcript of the gene slc26a2, whose product is annotated as solute carrier family 26 member 2. Gene Ontology annotation, cellular component: plasma membrane. The transcript is spliced from 4 exons. Gene Ontology annotation, molecular function: chloride transmembrane transporter activity; bicarbonate transmembrane transporter activity; secondary active sulfate transmembrane transporter activity. The coding region runs from base 148 to 2277 and encodes 709 amino acids. Gene Ontology annotation, biological process: transmembrane transport. The record is from RefSeq and is a predicted model, not a curated record. Lineage: Eukaryota; Metazoa; Chordata; Actinopteri; Syngnathiformes; Syngnathidae.